Tetrahymena thermophila SB210 is the source of this 960-nucleotide messenger RNA. RefSeq names its product Pex2/Pex12 amino terminal region family protein. NCBI's taxonomy places the organism in Eukaryota, Ciliophora, Oligohymenophorea, Hymenostomatida, Tetrahymenidae. Gene Ontology annotation, biological process: protein import into peroxisome matrix. Gene Ontology annotation, molecular function: zinc ion binding. The record is from RefSeq and is a predicted model, not a curated record. Gene Ontology annotation, cellular component: peroxisomal membrane. The transcript has a single exon.
AUGUCUGAUAGAUUGAUUUUCUCAACAUAACCAGAGCUUUUGCGUUUGAAUUAAAAAGAUGAAGAAUAUGGCUUUGGAUUAUUUUAGAAAUUGAUUGAUGCUUUAGAAAUAUUUACCCCUAAAAUAUUAAGCUACAGAUUUAUUUCAACCAAUUAAGAUACUCUUAAAAUACUAUCAUUUUGCGCUUAUUAUAUUUUAACAACUAUUUCGAAUAGGAAAACUUUAGGAGAAGAAUUUUGUAAUUUGCAUCAAUUUAAUAAAUAGGAUUUUGAUUUUAAAGGCAUACCAACAAGUUUAAAAAGAAGAGUUUUGUUUGUGAUUCUAACAACCCUCUCUCCAUUUAUUUUCAAAAAACUAGUGAAAAAAUAAUAUGAUCAAUCGAGAGAAAUGAUGAUGGCAGAAAGAAAAGAAUAUAGAGGAAUAUUAGCUAGUUUUAUAAGGAACUUGCCUAGCUACGAUGGAAUUUAUGAAAAAAUUAUUAAAUUUCAUCUUUGCAUGUUCUUUUUAGAUGGAUUAUUCGUAUAGAUAUCCAAAAGAAUAAGCGGCAUAUAUUAUGUUUUUUAAAAACAGCCUUAAAAUCACAAUAUUACAUACAAAAAAGUUGGAGUACUUGUGGCCUUACAAUUAGCAAUAGAGUUUGCAAGAUAUGGAUACAGAGUAUAUUAAGAUUAUUAGUAAUCUAAACAAAUUUAAAAUUAAAUUAAUUCUGAAUAUAAAUAUAAAUCUGGGGAAGAUAAAAAUGAAAAUUAACAUGAAGAAGAAGAAGAGGAAAUAGAUAUUCCAUAAGAAUUGCUUUGUGCUUUGUGCUACGAUAAAAGGAAGAUAACAUCAGCAACUCCAUGUGGUCAUUUAUUUUGUUGGGACUGUAUUAUAAAGAGUACUUAAAUUAAACCUGAGUGUCCAAAUUGCCGUUAAGCUUGCUUGCCUUAAAAAAUAGUUUAAAUAGCUAAUUUUAAGUGA